ACCGAUCACCGCUGCGGCGGCACCAAUUCCCCCAACCACGUUUCUGUUACAGGUACUUACAAGACUCAAGGGCAAACCAGCAAACUCGAGAGAGAAAGCAUCGGAUCAGCUUAAUGAAACUCUCAAAUAGAUCCCUAUGUCAAAAAAUUAAUAAACAAUAAUAAAUUUUCCAAAGUCCCUUUAAAAAUCAACAUCAUGCUUCACUAAAUAGUUAUCAAUAAUGUAUCUAAUAGAUACUUAAAAAGAAGUUUUAAAUUGAUUCCAUAGUACAUUCAUGAAGAGAUUAUAUUGUAAUUCAUUAACUUGAAUCUUGCGUCAAAUCUUUUAUGUAGAUAACGAUGUAACCUUAAAGUCUCUUACUAGAAUAUUCUGUUCAAAUCAAAUUAAUGCAUGUUUGAACAAGUUCAAAUCUAAGAAAAGUUAUUAACCUAGGCAAAUGUUUCUUUCGAAUAUACCUAUAGGAAAAGUGGAUUGUUAUGCGGGAAAUCUAUUAGAGAUCAUGAGUAGCAACCACAUAUCAUUGUCAUGUACCAUGUACCUACAUGCAUUGUUAUCAUAAUAUUCUCAAUAUAGUUCAGACAAUCUCUUCAUAUGCAAGCUUUAACAUUAUAACUUUUCGAAACUUAAUUAUUUAUGCAUUCAUUUAACUCAAUGUUUUUUUUUCUUUUUCUAUAAAUUGUAUAUUGUAUGAUUAUCAAUAUUUGUAUUUAAAAAUUCAACUAUUCUUUGAAUGUCUUCUCUCUUCUGUAUUCCAUCACUUUAUCACAACGCUUAUAUUAUAAAAUGAAGAACCUUUAUAUAAAGCUAUUCAUGUCACUCAUAUUACUUUGUUGCAUGCCUCCUCCCCCAAUCAUAAAACAUCAUUCUCCUUGCUUCAUAAAUAUAUGCACAUUAUGUUACGUCGUAUCAUUUUUGUUUGUAGUUCUAUUCAAAAUGGUUGCUCAAAAGAUCAACGUCUGUCCGCGUCGAGGAGACGAUAUCGGAAAUCAAUACGAUCCAAACAUCGAAAGACAUGGUUUUUUCCCAAACGAGUCACAAGACUCGCAGUCAUUUGAAAGUGGUAGAAAUAGAUCGUUUAAAGUCCGAAAAGAACCAACAGGUGAACGGUCCUUACGGAGUUGUGACCGACCUAAGAACGGAAUCAGCAUCAUCAUCGCCAGUGCCAACGACAAGCAGCUAUUCAGAGGAAUUUCUGAAACCGGAGCCCGUAUUCCAGAGUACAAUGUUUCACGAUUCGGACGCAGAAUUCUUCCAAGAUCUGAUUCAGUGGUGCGACGCACCUACCGAACAAGUAGUAGUACAGUCCAUUGAUCCAGCAAAAACAACACAAACAAGGGCACACAACACUGACACACUGCACACACAAUUCUCACCGCAAGGUUGGGAUGUAUUCGACGCUAACUCUCCAAUAACACAAGCGGGCUUAUAUAACCCAACGCCACCCAGCUACCCCGUGUCGCCGAAUGCGGACGGGUUGGCGGCCUUCAACACGGACCUCUUCGGUCCCGUCGGUUUCGUGGGCGAGGACAAGGUCGUCCCGUUCCAAGAACAAUUUUUAGAUAUAGAUAAAUUGCCCGUGGUAAUAGGCGAAUUAGCGUCAGAGACCGUGGCCGACGCGAAUCCCUGGCAAACUACCUCGGAGACCGUCUGGCACACGACACACGACACGAGUUACACGAAACCGCAUACAAACAUACACAACACAAUGCCCUUCAUCGAUCAAGAGGACUCUCUGGACAUGAAAUUCAUGUCCGUCAUACCGAGGGAGGUAGAGAGGAACGACGUAGUGAUAUCGGAGUACGUAAUCAACGACGUGCAGGAGAUGGCGGGCGGGCGGGGGGCGGGGCGCCGCGCCGCGCCGCUGGCGGUGGACGUGGCGCGCCAGCCCUGGCCCGCUGACGUCAUUAGCACCCCCGAGGUGCUCACCUUCGUCGAGCAGCUGGAGAAGGAGAAGUGUCCGCUCAUGGCCUCGACGCCAAUUUCACCACCGGAGCACGACGCGUCACCCAGCUGUUCGAUAGUCGACAAUUCGCCAGUAGUGGAAUAUGAACCCAUAACACCUAAGAGCGAGCCUCAGCCGGACUCGGAGGAGGACAACAAGUCGAACGCGAGCAAGCGGCGGCGCCGCGACAGCGAGGAGUCGGACGAGACGUACUCGCCGUACGCGGAGCAGGCGCCGCGCAAGUACAAGAGGAGAAAGCCCAGCAUACCUAUCAAGGAUAUGAUCCGCGCGCUGGAGGGCUCGCAGCAGCUGACGAAGGCGCGCCGCGGCCGCCCGCCCAAGCGCCGCGACAGCACCGUCUCCAACGUCAGCGAGAACUCCUCGUCCGUGUCCACGCACGAGACCAAGUACCGGGAGCUCAGGGACAAGAACAACGAGGCUUCCAAGAGAUCCCGCAUGAACAGGAAGCUCAAGGAGCUACAGAUGGAACAGUUGGCCGAGGAAUUGGAAGAGCGAAAUAAGAAAUUGAGGGUGCAAGCCGAUCUGCUCGAAGAGAGAACGAAGCAGCUGCGGGAAGCUUUCAUGGCUGCCGUUGCACAACACAAAGUCGGUUAACACCUUGAAGAAAAUUUCUCGGUUUCAAAUUGAUACGAAUGUCAUCUAUACCCAUGGAACUUGCGCUUGCGAACUGAAAUUGUGUUUAUAGCUUUAAUGUGAGCAUUAGAUAUUAGUUUUAAACGCUCGCCAUGGAUGUAUCGUUCCGAUCGUAGCUACCAUGUAAUUAUUUAUUUUGCUUCACUUAAAAGCCGGACGUGACGUUUUAAUACAGGAUUUGACUAUAGAAUUAAGAAUUAAU
Colias croceus (clouded yellow) is the source of this 2798-nucleotide messenger RNA. RefSeq lists its product as uncharacterized. Gene Ontology annotation, biological process: regulation of transcription by RNA polymerase II. The transcript has 4 exons. The coding region runs from base 1013 to 2557 and encodes 514 amino acids. Gene Ontology annotation, cellular component: nucleus. The record is from RefSeq and is a predicted model, not a curated record. Gene Ontology annotation, molecular function: RNA polymerase II transcription regulatory region sequence-specific DNA binding; DNA-binding transcription activator activity, RNA polymerase II-specific. Lineage: Eukaryota; Metazoa; Arthropoda; Insecta; Lepidoptera; Pieridae.